Cucurbitaria berberidis CBS 394.84 is the source of this 987-nucleotide messenger RNA. RefSeq names its product WD40 repeat-like protein. Gene Ontology annotation, cellular component: TORC2 complex; TORC1 complex. The transcript is spliced from 4 exons. Gene Ontology annotation, molecular function: protein binding. Gene Ontology annotation, biological process: regulation of actin cytoskeleton organization; TOR signaling. The coding region runs from base 1 to 987 and encodes 328 amino acids. The record is from RefSeq and is a predicted model, not a curated record. NCBI's taxonomy places the organism in Eukaryota, Fungi, Ascomycota, Dothideomycetes, Pleosporales, Cucurbitariaceae.
AUGUCGGUCAUUCUAUGUACAGCGGGAUAUGACCACACGAUCCGCUUCUGGGAAGCCCUAAGUGGUAUUUGCUCCCGCACCAUUCCCCACCCCGACUCGCAAGUAAACCGCCUCUGCAUCUCCCCCGAUAAACGCUACCUCGCUGCCGCUGGCCACCAUACGGUCAAGCUCUACGACAUCAAGUCGACCAACCCCAACGCCAUCCUCACCUUCGAAGGUCACACAUCCAACAUCACCGGUGUCGCCUUCCACUGCGAGUCCAAAUGGCUUGUGACGUCGUCCGAGGACGGCACUGUCAAGAUCUGGGACACGAGAAGUGGCAACGUGCAGCGCAACUAUACGCAUGGCGUGCCUGUGAACGACGUCGUCAUCCAUCCGAAUCAGGGCGAGCUGGUGAGUUGUGACCGCGGAGGAAAUGUGCGGAUCUGGGAUCUGGGAGAGAACAAGUGUAGCCAUCAGUUAAUUCCCGAGGACGACGUCAGUGUGGCAAGUGUAACCGUUGCGAGCGACGGAAGUAUGGUGUGCGCUGGGAACAACGCUGGCAACGUCUACGUAUGGCGCAUGAUCCAACGCAGCGACACGACCUCCAUCCUGCCCAUCUGCAAGUUCCUCGCCCACGGCACUUACAUAACCCGCGUCCUGCUCUCUCCCGACGUCCGCCACCUCGCCACCUGCUCCGCCGACCACACAGCGCGCAUCUGGUCCGUUGAUACCAGCGCGCCCCACAACAUCACACAGGCUGAUAACUUGCCUCCGGCCUCCGAGCGCGAUCCUGCUGCAUUCCCGCUCGAGACGACGCUGCAUGGACACCAGCGCUGGGUCUGGGACUGCGCGUUCAGUGCCGACUCGGCCUAUCUCGUCACGGCGUGUAGUGAUCACUAUGCGAGGCUGUGGGAGCUGGGCAGCCAGAGUAUUAUUCGACAGUACAACGGUCAUCAUCGGGGCGCCGUGUGUGUCGCGCUGAAUGAUACUGCGGUGGGUAACUGA